Molecule: messenger RNA, 4553 nt
Organism: Spodoptera litura
Lineage: Eukaryota; Metazoa; Arthropoda; Insecta; Lepidoptera; Noctuidae
Source: RefSeq, a predicted model, not a curated record
ACUGACACGUUUAGCAAAAAAAAAAUUAACAAUUUUAACAACUUUUAUUUUUAACAAAAAUAAAGGAGUUGGUUAAACGUUUUUGUGCAAACCGUACGUGGGGCUGCGCUUGCGGCCCGAGCGAAGCAAUGGCGCGCCGUCACCGUCCCCAUGUUAUCGCAAUCUCUCUCUCUUUCUCCCUCUCUCCCGUUCGCUAGUUGCCCCGCUCUCUUUCCCACUUCUCUCUCUCUCGAUCGCCAGUUGACCGAUAGCUGUCGCGCGGGAAGGGUGUGGCCCUCAGUGUCGUUCAGUGUUGUGUCCGAUCAAUCGCACGCGCCAUUUUUUAUUGUUUGUUGUUCAAUAUUCAAUAAUGCCGUUUACGCACAGUAACCGCAAGUACUUAGACAUGUUAAUGUGGUACAUUAGAAGUGGCGAAAAUGUAUCUGCAGCUCGUCAGUGGUAGUGAGAUUAGAAACGCGGACGAAUUAAAAAUAAGCAUAAUAAACGCGUUUGAUAUUAUUAAAAGUGACAGAGACACAUUAUUGCGAGUGAAAAACAACGUAAUACGUCGCGUCGUACAAAUUUGUGCAUCGAACAAAGUGGAAGACACUUCCAAGUUCCAGCAUCUUAUGUAAAUAAGUUUCCAAGAGAAGACAAGUAGGACUCUAAAUAUUUGAUACGGAGAACAUCGAGCAAUAUGUGGGUCCGGUUGUGGUUGGCGUUCUGUAUCUGUGCAGUAUCAGUUCGGUCACAACACGCAAAUACGCAAGUGACACAAGAUGGCGCUGCAUUCGGUUGGGGAUGGCAGCUGUCGCCGCUGGGACAGGCCUCUACCAUUGGACAUUAUUACGUCAAGCUACCACAGUCUGAACAGCAAGUGAGGUACGGGCCCAACGGUGGUGGAUACCAAACUGCACCCACUGUGAACAACGCUCAGUCCGCUAAUGCAGCCGUCAGGCAGCAAGCUGAGGAUUUAAGCCAGCAGGCACAAAAUCUCUACCAGCAAAUACAGAACAUAACCCAGCUACCAGCGCCCCCAGCAUCCAACCAGCAACCACUCGACAUCUACCUACUCCAGCAGCAGUACAACCCAGUGCUACCCACCCCCAACUACGACCAUAACCAACUGCGGUACAACGACCCCCAAAGGGAACACUCGAACCCUCUUACGAAAGAGGACUCCAACGAGUAUAAUCCCCAAGUCCUACAAGUCUUUAAAAACCACAAUUGUUCUAAUCCAGAUACUUCAGAAGAAUUACAAAAUGAUUUGGAAAAGUCUAAACAACUAUUUGAAGAAGUCCCAUCGUUUGAUAUACAAGAUAUUAAUAAUUUUGGAGCAACCCAUGCUCCUAGUACAUUUUACAGAGGUGCUGUCAAGUUCAGGGUUGAAACUCCGCGCGAUAAUGCUCGCAGUGAAAGAUUCUACUACACGACCGCUGAGACCCCUUCUACAGCACCAACUGAAAAUGCAACUCAAGUUGGUAUUGAUAAACUAGUAGCUUCUACCCAAGACCUCAUUACUAACGAAGACUUGAUUAUCAUCAAUCACGCUGCAGAAAAACAUGUAAAUGAUCAAUCUGACGAAAUAAUCAAACCACGUGCACGAUUUUACGUGAGAAAUAAUGGGAAUAGUAAUUCUAAACAUAUUACUAUUAAAGCUAAAAUUGAGAACAUACUUAAAAGCGAAGUUGAACAUUUAGAAGAUGAUCAAAAGAAAGAAAAUGUUUUACAUUCUAAUUCUAACAAGUAUGAUUUUGCAACUCCUAUUAUUGUACAAGACAAUUCUUAUAACAACUUCAAAGACCAGAUAGUCGACAAUCUCGUGUCUACAAUGGUCCCUUACAUGGAAGAUGGUUACCAAAUAGUAGGAGUUAGCGAUAGUUCUAGAGAAGCUUACACAGAUGACAGCAGAGUUGAAGACGAUGCAGUAGCUACCGUUUCUCCAAGGCCAGUAAAUCAGAACUAUCUCGCACCAAUCACUGUAGCUUUAAGAUUAUUGAACGCUAACGACACAGAAUCCCUUAACACUAUAGAUGAUCAUGAAGCUUCAGACAGUGAAUUAGUAUCAGACACAGUACGGACCCCACCGAAAGAAAAGACCAUCGUUGAAAUCCAAGAAUCCAUUCCAGUUGAAAUAACUCACAUAAAUGAUGUUGAAGUACAUGAGUAUGUAGAUUUUGAUGAAGGACGAAGCAAUAACAAGGGACCUUUGGAUGUAGCGAAGAAUUUGUAUAACACGUAUGUUGAUGCUUUGAAAUCAUCCAAGAAGAUACAGGAGCAGAUGAAUAAGCUGCUUUAUAAGUACGGUGCGACAAAAGAGGAUAGUCAGGAGAGUAACGAUAAAGAUGAAGAACAGAAAGAGCCUUUGGAAUCAAGUGAAAAUAUGCAAUCUCAAGUUGAAUUAAGACCUAAUGAAGACAACAGUAACAUUCAAAGAAGUGAACAGUACCAAUAUUAUCAGUAUGGUAAUGAUAAUGGUAAUUCUAAGAUAAUCCAACCAAUUAUUAUAGAAAAGGAGAUACCUAUAACCAAAUUCGUUGAUAGAUUCAUCGAAAAGAAGGUUCCAUAUCCACAGCGCGUUGAAAUCAAAGUACCAGUGGAUAGGCCUGUACCAGUGGAGGUCCCUGUUGAGAAAAUUGUUGAAAAACCAGUCGAAGUUACUAAAUAUGUGGAUAAACCAUACCCAGUUGAAGUCCCUAGACCUUAUCCCGUUGAAGUUAAGGUUCCUUAUCCAGUGGAACAAAAGGUGUAUGUAGAUCGUCCCGUACACAUUCCCUACCCAGUGGAAAAGGUGGUUGAGAAGCAAAUAUUACACCCGGUUCCCAUACCCACUCCGGUUGGCAUACCCUAUGAAAUUCAAGUGCCUGUUGAACAUAAAAUAUUAUAUCCAAUUCCAUUUGACAGGCCCGUACCAGUCCCGGUAGAAAUUGAGAAACCAGUUGAAAGAAUAGUUAAUAAGGAAGUUCCUGUACCUUACGCGGUUGAAAAACGUGUACCAUACCCAGUUCAUUACGAAACCAGAGUUCCUGUCCCGUACCCAGUUGAGAAACGAAUCCCAGUACCGGUUGAAAAGAUUGUUGAAAAACCGGUUACAAUUACCAAGUAUGUAGACAAGCCGAUUCAUAUUCAAGUGCCUGUACCUCAUCCUGUUCCUGUACCAGUUCAUGUUCCCCAACCUUACCCGGUCGAAAGAAUAGUUGAGAAAAAAGUUCCAUACCCGGUUCACGUAGACAGAAUAGUAGAAAAGAAAGUCCCAGUCGAAGUUCCCUAUCCAGUGGAAAAAGUUGUGGAGAAAAUUGUGGAAAAACCGGUUGUGGUAACGAAAUAUGUUGACAAACCUUACCCAGUCGAGAAAAAGGUGCCGUAUCCAGUCGAAAAAAUCGUCGAGAAGAAAGUUCCUUACCCGGUCCAAGUCCCAUAUGAAGUUAAAGUACCAUACGCGGUUGAAAAAAUCGUUGAAAAACCGGUACAUGUACCGAUACCUGUAUUCCGUUAUGGGUAUAACAACCAGGGUAGCGAAUCAAGGAACAACGCUCAAACGGCUCAAUCACAGUACAACACAAACGAUAGAAAUAAGAAGACUCCAAUAUUUAUUACACAGUUUUACCAUCAGCUGUUGAAAGAGAGACAGAGAAUUCCCUUACACUCAGUCCAAUGGGGCAACCAAUACGCGUCUUCAUACCAAUACAUAAACAACACUUCAGGAAACAAAUUAGAAGAAAAGAAACCUAAUCCAAUAUCUAGUUACUUAUCAUAUUUAACUAAUGGACAAAGUAAAUCGAACCAGUACUAUGGUCCAGUACCAACAAAAAACCAAGAUGAUUGGUGGCAGAAUAAUAAGGAUUAUGUCGUUGAAGUCAAAAUGAGGAGGGCGGAUCGGGAACCAAGAGUUAGUAACUUAAGGAUCGAAUACGGAGGUUUUAGGCCUCCCUUAAUACCUAGCACUGAGGUUGAUUUAGAUGGCAUGCCCAUUCAUAAGGAAUCGUAAGCGUGAUAUAGUUGUAGUAUGGAACUGUUAUAAAAUAAAUUGAGGCCCAUUUCAAAAUUGGAAAUCGGAAAAUAGGCCUUGGAGAAUGUUGUCUGAAGUACUUUUGCCGUGAUAGUAAAAAAAAUAAGUUGGUUAGCCCGCCAUUUUUUUGUUUUGUACUUACUACUUAUAGUAAUUAUAAUCUGUGGAUUCUGUGGUCUGUGGUAUUAUGAACUAAAAAAUUUGUAGCAAAAAUCUAACUACUUUAUCAUGAAAUUGUAAUUUAUUGCUCUAAUAAACAGCCAAGAUUGGGUUUUGAUUUAAUUCCCUAAUGAGGAUAGUCUGUACGAUAUAAAACUUGUUUGUUGAUUAUACGAAUUGAUUGUUUGCAUAAUAAAAUGCAAUUUUUAGCUUUAAGUAAUUCUAGACUAGACUUAUGAACUUGGAACACCUAUAUUAUGUAAAAAUACCUAAUUUAUUUGUUAGGAAUGUUUUAAUUCUCAGUAUUUUCUUUAGUUAUAAACGCGUGUCAUAAUUUUAGUACUUAACUUUACUUUUAUAGGUAUUAAUUAUUUCUAUGAAGACAAUAUACUCAGUAGUUAAUAAA